Molecule: messenger RNA, 303 nt
Organism: Tetrahymena thermophila SB210
Lineage: Eukaryota; Ciliophora; Oligohymenophorea; Hymenostomatida; Tetrahymenidae
Exons: 1
Source: RefSeq, a predicted model, not a curated record
AUGAAAGAUUUCUUAUUUUAAAUUUAAAAUCUGCUCUAAGAUUUUUCUUCAAAUCUUGACAAAGCAAGAGGAAAAAUUAUAAUUAUUAAAAAGAAAUUUAAAGUAGUAAUAAGCUUAAAGAAAAGUAAAUCAAUAAUUUUAAGUUUUUUAUCCCUUAUCACAACAAACUCUAAAUCCUAUUUUAUUAGUUUAUCUUUAAAGUCUUCGACUAUUAGCUAUUGUUUAAUAUUAAUACAAAAAACCGCAAGGUUUCUUAGAGAAAAUGAUGUUAAACCUAAUAGAUCGAUUAGACAAAAUUAUUGA